AUGGAGAGCAUUGGCAGCCACUGUUAUGUCUCUCCCUUCACCUUCAUCACCACCAGAAACUCUCACUCUCACUCUCUUCCCAAACUCAUCCACUUCAUUCCCAGACCACUCCACCAAUCAAAUCCACUCAGAAUCUCUCCUCCUCGUCGUCUCACUUCCUCUGCUUCUUCCUCCACUAUUGAGGAAAAUCUGAAGAAAGAAGAUGGGUUUGGAACGAAAGUGAAGUUAAAUGUGAGACUUAACCACCAAGUUAAGUUCGGUGAGCAUGUAGUUAUGUUUGGCUCAGCUGAAGAGCUUGGCUCAUGGAAGGACAAAAUGUCUCUUACUUGGACUGAAACUGGAUGGGUUUGCGAGGUUGAGGUUAAAGGAGGUCAGGUUUUGGAGUUUAAGUUCGUUACUGUUAAAAGAGAUGGUUCAAUGUUUUGGGAGUCUGGUGAUAAUCGUCUCCUUAGGGUUCCCAAGUGUGGAGCUUUCAACGUUGUUUGUCAUUGGGAUGCUACUAGAGAAGCACUUGAUGUUGCUCAGGAGGAGGUGGGUGAUGAGGAUGGUGGGGAGGAGGAUGUUGGUGAAGUGGGGAGUGAGAAUGGUGUGCAGAUUGGGAAGAGUGCUUUGGUUGGGCAGUGGCGAGGGAAAGAUGUUUCUUUUAUGAGUUCUAAUGAGCAUGGAAGCAGGGAAGUUGGGAGGAGUUGGGAUGCUAGUGGGCUUGAUGGUCCUGCUCUUAAAAUGGUGGAAGGUGAUCGUAACUCUAGGAACUGGUGGAGAAAGCUUGAAAUGGUAAGGGAGGUUAUAGUUGGGAGUGUUGAGAGGGAGGAAAGAUUGAAGGCGCUCAUAUACUCUGCAGUUUAUUUGAAGUGGAUAAACACAGGUCAGAUUCCUUGCUUUGAAGAUGGAGGGCAUCACCGUCCGAACCGGCAUGCUGAGAUCUCCAGGCUUAUAUUCCGUGAGUUGGAGAACAUUUGCAGCAAGAAAGAUGCUAUGGCAGAGGAAGUGCUUGUUGCUCGGAAAAUCCAUCCAUGUUUGCCUUCUUUCAAAGAAGAGUUUACUGCGUCUGUCCCUCUAACUAGAAUCAGGGACAUCGCCCAUCGCAAUGACAUUCCUCAUGAUCUAAAGCAAGAGAUCAAGCACACCAUACAAAACAAGCUUCACAGGAAUGCGGGUCCAGAAGAUCUAAUUGCAACAGAAGCAAUGCUUGAGAGAAUCACUGAGACUCCAGGAAAAUACAGUGGAGACUUUGUGGAGCAGUUCAAAAUAUUCCAUAAUGAGCUUAAAGAUUUCUUUAAUGCUGGAAGCCUCACUGAACAACUUGAUUCUAUGAAAAUUUCUAUGGAUGAGAGAGGUCUUUCUGCUCUCAAUUUGUUUCUCGAAUGUAAAGAGCACCUUGACGCAUCUGGAGAAUCAAGUAAUGUUUUGGAGUUGAUUAAAACUAUGCAUUCUCUGGCUUCUCUAAGAGGAACAAUUGUUAAGGAACUUAAUAGCGGCUUGCGAAAUGAUGCUCCUGAUACUGCCAUUGCAAUGCGCCAGAAGUGGCGCCUUUGUGAGAUUGGCCUCGAGGACUACUUUUUUGUUCUACUAAGCAGAUUCCUCAAUGCACUUGAAACUAUGGGAGGAGCUGUUCAGCUGGCAAAAGAUGUGGAAUCGAAAAAUGUUGCCUCUUGGAAUGAUCCUCUUGAUGCUUUGGUCUUGGGUGUUCACCAAGUAGGUCUAUCUGGUUGGAAGCAAGAAGAAUGUAUAGCCAUUGGAAACGAACUCCUAGCUUGGCGAGAGAGAGACCUACUUGAAAAAGAAGGGGAAGAGGAUGGAAAAACCAUUUGGUCCAUGAGGCUGAAAGCAACUCUGGAUCGAGCAAGGAGAUUAACAGCAGAAUAUUCUGAUUCACUUCUUCAAAUAUUCCCUUCUAAUGUAGAGAUAUUAGGAAGAGCUCUAGGGAUUCCAGAGAACAGUGUCAAGACCUAUACAGAAGCAGAGAUUCGUGCUGGUAUAAUUUUUCAGAUCUCAAAGCUCUGCACUGUUCUUCUAAAAGCUGUAAGAAAUACACUUGGUUCUGAGGGCUGGGACGUCAUUGUACCUGGAUCCACUUCUGGGACAUUAGUUCAGGUGGAUAGCAUUGUACCAGGUUCAUUACCAUCAACUGAUGGUGGUCCUAUCAUUCUAUUGGUCAACAAAGCUGAUGGCGAUGAAGAGGUAAGUGCUGCUAAUGGGAACAUAGCAGGAGUCAUGCUUCUCCAGGAACUGCCUCACUUGUCUCACCUUGGUGUUAGAGCUCGGCAGGAGAAAAUAGUCUUUGUGACAUGUGAUGAUGAUGAAAAGGUGGCUGAUAUACGGCGACUUGUAGGAAAAUAUGUGAGUUUGGAAGCAUCUCCAAGCCAUGUGAAUCUGAUACUUUCAUCUGAAGAUAGGAGUCUUACUCCCAAAUCCAAUGCUGACAAAACAACGGAUAAGAAGAGUGUAUCUGUAGAUGAUAAAGAUUCAAAACCUGUUUCCUCAUCAUCUAAGGAUAUCCCUAGUGGAGGAAUCAUAGAACUUGCUGAUUCAGAUGCAUCAACAUCUGGUUCGAAAGCUGCUGCAUGUGGUCUUCUUGCAUCUUUAGCAGCAGCUUCUACUAGAGUUCACAGUGAACAUGGAGUUCCAGCAUCAUUCAAGGUUCCAACAGGAGUUGUCAUACCUUUUGGAUCAAUGGAGUUAGCUUUAAAGCAAAGCAACUCAGAAGAAAAGUUCACAUCACUUCUAGAGAACUUAGAAACCGCCACACCUGAAGAGGGUAAACUAGACAACAUAUGUGAUCAAAUCCAUGAAGUGAUGAAAUCAUUACAACUUCCCAAAGAAACAAUCAACACAAUAAGCCAAGCCUUUCCCAAAGACACACGUCUCAUUGUUCGUUCAAGCGCCAACGUUGAGGACUUAGCUGGAAUGUCAGCAGCAGGACUCUAUGAAUCAAUCCCCAACGUCACUCCCUCAGAUCCUUCACUCUUCUCUGCUUCAGUUAGCCGAGUUUGGGCUUCUCUCUACACAAGAAGAGCUGUUCUGAGCCGUAGAGCUGCUGGUGUAUCUCAAAGAGAAGCUUCAAUGGCUGUUCUAGUUCAAGAAAUGCUUUCUCCUGACUUAUCUUUUGUUCUCCACACAGUGAGUCCAUCUGAUCCAGGCCGCAACCUCGUGGAAGCUGAGAUUGCUCCUGGUUUAGGUGAGACUUUGGCUUCAGGGACGAGAGGAACACCGUGGAGACUUGCUUCUGGUAAGCUUGAUGGGACUGUGCAGACCUUAGCGUUUGCAAACUUUAGUGAAGAGCUUCUUGUGUCAGGUAAAGGUCCUGCUGAUGGCAAAUAUGUUCGGUUGACUGUUGACUAUAGCAAGAAACGGUUAACGGUUGACUCAGUGUUUAGACAGAAACUUGGUCAGAGACUUGGUUCGGUUGGGUUCUUCUUGGAAAGAAACUUUGGAUGUGCACAAGAUGUUGAAGGUUGUUUGGUUGGUGAAGAUGUUUACAUUGUUCAGUCAAGGCCACAACCUCUGUAAAAAUCUUUUCUUUUCUGUUCUAUAAAGCGAAUAGAUAAUAAAAAUGUCAGAAAUCAAAUAUAUGUUAUAAUAUUUACAAUACUUUUUGGUAAAAGUUUGUGGAAUUAUCAGAAUUUAACUAUUAACUUAACUAAUAAAUAAUAUACUUGAG
This is a messenger RNA of Eruca vesicaria subsp. sativa (arugula), 3661 nucleotides long. The record is from the annotation of a GenBank genome assembly. NCBI's taxonomy places the organism in Eukaryota, Viridiplantae, Streptophyta, Magnoliopsida, Brassicales, Brassicaceae.